AUGCAAAAUCAAAAUCCGUCCGAUCCUUCCGAUUGGAAUUUUACAAAACUGCCACGUCUAAAGGGACUGGAUUCCUCUAUGAGAUGCCUUAUCUGUCACGAUUUUUUCAAAGGACCAGUUAUAACAUCUUGCUCUCACACCUUCUGUUCUUACUGUAUACGGGAUUAUUUAAGGGAGCAUCCUAUAUGUCCAGCUUGUCGUGCUCCUGAACAGGAAAGUCGUUUACGAAAAAAUAAGGUAAUGGAAGAUAUAUUAGAUGCAUUUUGUUCCAUUCGUGCGGAUCUAAUUCAGGUUUUACGAAAGGAUGAUCUUUCCGAAGCUAAUUUGAACCUCGAUUCAGUCCCGGAUUCUCAGUCUAGCACUGAGGAAUGGGAAGAGAGUGAGAACUCUCGUCUUUCUAGCUCUACAAACAGAAAGAAAAGGAAAAUUCAGAACCCUGUUGCUUGCCCUGUUUGCUCGAGGGAAGUAUCUCAAUCCGAAAUAAACCACCACUUAGAUACAUGUCUAGUAAGUCCCGGUCAAUCCUCCACUGAAAAUAAGGCUCCUUCACGAGGAAAUGCUGAAAAACAGUCUGAGUCAAAAUCCAAUAUUAACUCGCCGGUGAUGAAUAAAGAAUUACCUGAAUCAGAACGUGUUCGAAUUCCCAAGCUUACCUAUGCUCUACUGUCUGAAUCUAAAAUACGUUCCAAAUUAGCAGAGAUGGGCCUUCCCACUGAUGGUAAUAAACAAAUUCUACAAAGAAGACAUGCUCAAUGGGUCACUAUGUAUAACUCUAAUUUGGACCAGAAACAUCCGAUUUCAAAGAAGGCACUUCUAGCCCAGCUUCACAAGUGGGAGAAAACACAAAGUAACUCAAAUUUAGUUACGAAGGAAAAGCUUGGAGGGACCGAAUGGGAGUCUACCUACGCAGGUGAUUUCGCGGACCUUGUACAAAAAGCCAAAAAUACUAUCAAGAAAUCUGUUCCUUCUUCACCGGAUGAACAAACUUCUUCUACAACAGUUGAUGAAUCUGCUUUUUAA
Molecule: messenger RNA, 1020 nt
Organism: Schizosaccharomyces osmophilus
Lineage: Eukaryota; Fungi; Ascomycota; Schizosaccharomycetes; Schizosaccharomycetales; Schizosaccharomycetaceae
Gene: rhp18
Product: Rad18-like protein ubiquitin protein ligase E3
Exons: 1
Coding region: 1-1020 (339 amino acids)
Biological process (GO): DNA damage tolerance; protein monoubiquitination
Cellular component (GO): Rad6-Rad18 complex; nucleus
Molecular function (GO): ubiquitin protein ligase activity; single-stranded DNA binding
Source: RefSeq, a predicted model, not a curated record